AUGUGGCAGCUUUUAACAGCAACAUGCUGGAUGCUUCUUCUUGGACCUAUAUAUGGUAGUCAAAAUGAAGGAAGCUCAACAAAUCCAGAAGCUAAUAUGAAUAUUAGCCAGAUUAUUUCCUACUGGGGUUAUCCUUAUGAAAAAUAUGACAUUGUGACAAAAGAUGGUUAUAUUCUCGGAAUUUACAGGAUUCCUCAUGGAAGAGCAUGUCCAAGAACAGCUGCAAAGCCUGCUGUGUAUCUGCAGCAUGGCUUAAUUGCAUCUGCCAGUAACUGGAUUUGCAACCUGCCCAACAACAGCUUGGCUUUCCUUCUGGCAGAUGUUGGUUAUGAUGUAUGGAUGGGGAACAGCCGGGGAAACAUCUGGUCCAGAAGACAUGUGAAAUUAUCAACCACAUCACCAGAAUACUGGGCCUUCAGUUUGGAUGAGAUGGCUAAAUAUGACCUUCCAGCCACAAUCAAUUUUAUCAUAGAGAAAACUGGACAGGAGCGACUCUACUAUGUGGGCCACUCCCAAGGCACCACCACUGCUUUCAUAGCAUUCUCUACUAAUCCAGAGCUGGCUAAAAGGAUUAAGAUAUUUUUUGCAUUGGCUCCAGUCACCACUGUGAAAUACACCCAAAGUCCUAUGAAAAAAUUAACAACUCUUUCCAGAAAAAUAAUCAAGAUGUUGUUUGGUGACAAGAUGUUCUAUCCUCACAUAUUUUUUGACCGAUUCAUUGCCACCAAGGUGUGCAACCGGAAGAUAUUUCAUCAUAUUUGCAGCAACUUUCUAUUUAUUUGGAGUGGAUUUGACCCAAAAAACUUAAACAUGAGUCGCUUAGACGUUUAUUUGUCACAAAGCCAUGCGGGAACAUCUGUUCAGAAUAUGCUGCACUGGGCCCAGGCUGUUAAUUCUGGUCAGUUCCAAGCUUUUGAUUGGGGAAACCCUGAUCAGAACAUGAGGCACUUCCACCAGCAUAUACCUCCCUUAUACAACGUUUCUAAGAUGGAAGUUCCAACAGCAGUGUGGAGUGGUGGACAGGACCCUGUGGCUGAUCUCAAAGAUGUUGAGAAUUUACUUCCUAAAAUUACCAGGCUUAUCUAUUUCAAGUUGAUUCCACACUACAAUCAUGUGGAUUUUUACCUUGGACAGGAUGCACCCUAUGAAGUUUACCAAGACCUAAUUAGAUUGAUGGAGGGAUGUUUGCAAAAUUAA
This is a messenger RNA of Lipotes vexillifer (Yangtze River dolphin), 1197 nucleotides long. RefSeq names its product lipase family member K (gene LIPK). The transcript is spliced from 9 exons. Gene Ontology annotation, molecular function: hydrolase activity, acting on ester bonds. The record is from RefSeq and is a predicted model, not a curated record. Lineage: Eukaryota; Metazoa; Chordata; Mammalia; Artiodactyla; Lipotidae. The coding region runs from base 1 to 1197 and encodes 398 amino acids.